Physcomitrium patens is the source of this 2518-nucleotide messenger RNA. Its product is annotated as aldehyde oxidase GLOX. Lineage: Eukaryota; Viridiplantae; Streptophyta; Bryopsida; Funariales; Funariaceae. The record is from RefSeq and is a predicted model, not a curated record.
AAUCUCGCAAUGUUCGCUUUCGCCAAAAGGACCUCUAUGGUUUCAGGCCUUGUCCAGGGGGCCUGGAUGCCACUAUUCCUUGUCAUAUGUCGUCCUACUUAGUCUCCCCUGAAGUUGUGGUUCGGCAGAUUCGUGGCUUCGUCUUCGUAACCGUUGGGUUAGAGAUUUGCUGCUCAGCAUUUGCCUCCUGUUGGCUGAACGCGUCGUUUCUCGAUGCUUUGGCUUGCACGCAGAUCACAGCCAUGUUGGUUUCGGUUUGAGGGCUUUGGUAGGCACACUUCGGCUGAUGGUCAGGCUGUUCUUGUCGGUGCUGAGCUCGUCAAUUGUGGGAUAUGGAGCAUGGGAAUGCACUCUCGCGACGUAAAUGGGAGCAGUGGCGCCUGGUGAUGACGGUGCUGGCAAUAGGGCUCAGUUCAUUGCAAGCGGUUGAUGCAGGGCUUGGGCAGUGGAGGUUAGUGACACAAAAUGCUGGUAUUUCAGCAAUGCACGCUGCAGUGGCGCCUGUCUCGGGAGUAGUAGUACUGCUUCAUCACACCAACAGCGGACCUUCCAACAUCACAUUCCCAGAUGGAAGGUGUAGAAACACAACCUACGAUCGACUUCUCAAGAAAGAUUGUUUCGCUCAUUCUGUCAUCCUCGAUCCCUGGACUGGGGUAGUGCGGCCUGUCAUGGUUAUGACAGACACGCAGUGUUCAUCCGGUCAAUUCCUAGGGGACGGCACUCUAAGUCAAACAGGAGGCGACGCUGAAGGGACCAAAAGGACAAGAAAGCUGUCCCCAAAGUGCUACACAACGGUGGCGCAAAAAAGAUAUUGUGACUGGGUCGAGGGUGGUAACGGCACGGUUCUACUAUCGCAGCGAUGGUACUCCACCAACACGCUUCUACCUGAUGCCCGCCAGAUCAUCGUCGGCGGACGCAAUACUUUUACCCUCGAGUACUUCCCCCGAUACAGUCCUCCGUCACCGAAAGCAGGACUCAUUUACCUUCAAUUCCUAAAUGACACCGCAGAUGCCAAAGGCCCUAACAAUUAUUACCCCUUCGUCCAUCUCCUGCCAACAAAUCAACUUUACAUCUUUGCCAACAGGGACUCUAUCCUCUACGACUACAAACAGAAUGUUGUGUUGCGGAAAUUCGACAAAAUCCCUGGCAAUCCAAGGAACUACCCUAGUGGGGGCUCGUCGGUGAUGUUACCGCUGCUAUACAAUGACAACUUUAAGAAAGUUGAGAUUCUGGUUUGCGGGGGAGCCGCGGUUGGCUCCGUCGCCAAUGUCAAGGCCCAGAUGAAUUGCUCUACAAGCUGUGGAAGGCUUGACGUCUUGCGAAAGAAUUCCACUUGGGCAAUGGAGACCAUGCCCAUGCCUCGCUGUAUGGGGGACAUGGUCCUUCUCCCGGAUUUGAAUGUGAUGAUCAUUAAUGGCGCUAAGAGAGGUUUCCAAGGUUGGAAGUGUGGCUCUGAGCCAACUCUCAAUCCAGUGCUAUACGAGCCUCGGAAGAUCGCAGGCAAUAGAUUCACGGUUUUGAACCCCACUCAAACUCCUCGGGUGUACCAUUCCACCGCCAAUCUCUUAACUGAUGGCAGUAUCAUGCUGGCCGGCAGUAACACAAAUCGGUAUUACGCCUUCAAACCCAAGACAUCCACUGUCGAUUUUCCGACGGAGCUGAGCGUGGAGACAUUCAUGCCUCCAUACGCGGAAAACCAGCCCAAUUCAGGAGGACGACCUGUAAUUAUAUCAGUCAAUGCAACCACUGUGAGGUACCGGUCAACACUUGAACUUUUGUUUUGGGAUUAUCCUUCCAACGGGGCUUCCGCAGCACCUUCACCACCUCCAUCUCCAUCAUCAUCUUCAUCCUCACCGCCACCACCGCCACCACCAGUUUCGAAUCCUGACAGAUUCGACUUCACAAUGAACAGCUCCCCCUGGUCGACGCACUCGUUCUCUCACGGCCAGCGAGUGGUGACUCUCUACCCUAUUAGCUUAACCACCCAGCCCGAAAGCAGGUUUGAGAAUGGACGUUGGGUGAAUGUGCGAACGGUUCAGCUGCGCGUCCCAUCGUACUCCACCGUUCUCCCACAAACCUACUACAUGCUGUGGGUGGUGAAGAAUGGCAAUCCCAGCACCUCAUGCGUUUGGAUCCGGGUCCGUGGUUAGUGGACAACAGAUUCCCAACUUUCACAGCUCAAUCUUGUCUGGGAAUGAUCAGUUGUGAUGAAUCUAGUAUUCUUUGGAUAGUAGUCUUUGCGAGGGGCCGUGACUUACGAGGCGUGUGCAUUGUAACUUCACACUUUGAUUUUGGGAGCUAUGAAGUCAUGUUCAGACUUGAAAAAGCUGUUGCUUACAUUCCAACGGUUGUAUAUUUAUUUUUAUUAGCAUAGCAAUUGCUGGUUACAUUGACCAGGCGGUGGUGGAUGCAGCCCAGUUAGUAACUGGCCCAAAAUUGGGGUGAUUGCCGCUGACAAUAUUCUUUUCAAUACAAAAAAUUGAGGUUAUAGCCUCAGACAUGACUCGUUUCCAUACAA